Molecule: messenger RNA, 507 nt
Organism: Bipolaris sorokiniana ND90Pr
Lineage: Eukaryota; Fungi; Ascomycota; Dothideomycetes; Pleosporales; Pleosporaceae
Exons: 2
Coding region: 74-439 (121 amino acids)
Source: RefSeq, a predicted model, not a curated record
AUCUUCCAGAUUUACCAAGCCAAGGGGAGUUCGAAACUAAAUCAUCUAGAAUAUCCAAUCACACAAGUUCACCAUGUCGUCCCUCACUGCGCAAGAAUCUUCCAACACUCAACACCAGAACCCCAUCAAUCCCGGCGAUGACACAUGCGGCACCUUCAAAGGCGAUCCUAGCGUCCCAUUCAAGACUGGGGGUUCGACAGAUCCUGCUGGUUUGAGUACUUCCGUGGAUAAGUCUUCAUACGGCCAACAAAACGCCUCAGAUACCUCUGAACAGCGUCGUGGAGAAGACGUGACACAGAAUACAAAGCAAGAGUAUGAGGGUAGUAGCAACGUGGGUGUUAAGACGGGAAGUGAAAGUUUGCUUGAUAGUGUGGAGCGAAGUGUGAAGGGGGAUAGGUCCGGGGUGGAUGUUGGGCAGGUCACUGGAGGACGAAAAUGAAUAUGAGAUCUAGUUUCCGUAAACGAUUGAAGAUUAAGGGACAUUCUUAUUGAAGAACUAAUUUACAC